AUGAACGCGGGCGCCAAGCGGGCGGCGGGCGCACUUCCGGGCGCCGCCUACCGCUUGCUCGCCACCGACGCGAGCGCGCAGUUUGCGGAGCUGCUGGCGGUGCUCGAGUUGAGCGGGCUGGUCGACGCGGGCGGCUCGCGCUGCGGCAUCUGCAACGGCGACGAGUGGCAGACGCUCCGGCCGGACGAGGUCGAGGCGGGGCAGGUGCCGCACGCAGUACUGCGCGUGCAGCCCGUCUUCUACCGCUGCGGAGCUUGCAUGCAAAUGUUUUGGCCGGGGGACAAAUACGAGAGCACCAUGGAUGGGCUGCGUGCGGAGGGCCGCGACGUGCCGCCGCGACGUGCGGGCACGGCUGGCGUCGCGUGGCGACCGCCCGUCCCGUCUGCCCCAGCCCGGCCACCGACGGAGGACCGCCGCCGACCUCCAAAGACGGGUACGCUGCACUCGACAAUGCGAAUGAAAUUUAGCUUGGACGAGUGA
Molecule: messenger RNA, 480 nt
Organism: Emiliania huxleyi CCMP1516
Lineage: Eukaryota; Haptophyta; Isochrysidales; Noelaerhabdaceae
Exons: 1
Coding region: 1-480 (159 amino acids)
Source: RefSeq, a predicted model, not a curated record